Kluyveromyces lactis is the source of this 1311-nucleotide messenger RNA. It is a transcript of the gene YMD8, whose product is annotated as Ymd8p. The record is from RefSeq and is a predicted model, not a curated record. The coding region runs from base 1 to 1311 and encodes 436 amino acids. Lineage: Eukaryota; Fungi; Ascomycota; Saccharomycetes; Saccharomycetales; Saccharomycetaceae. Gene Ontology annotation, cellular component: Golgi apparatus; endoplasmic reticulum-Golgi intermediate compartment; cis-Golgi network. The transcript has a single exon. Gene Ontology annotation, molecular function: antiporter activity. Gene Ontology annotation, biological process: UDP-glucose transmembrane transport.
AUGAAGAUGGAUAGAGACACAGUGAGGAUCUUCACUUUGAUCAUGGGGAUGUAUAUUGCAGCCAUUCUUCUUACCAUGUACAACAAAUGGAUGUUCGAUCCUAAUAGAAGUUUGCAUAUUCCAUACCCAUUGUUGGUGACAGGCUUGCACCAAACACAGUUAUGGGGUAUGGCAUAUCUGUAUCUCCGGUGGAAAGGUCAACUAACCCCCGAAAACUUGAACAAAGGUGAUUGGAAGUACUAUGCAAAGUACAUUAUCCCAACUGCUAUAGCAACUGCUGGUGACAUUGGUUUAGGCAACAUUUCCUUCAAAUACGUUCCAUUCACUGUUUAUACAAUUGUCAAAUCAUCUACUAUUGCAUUCGUUCUUUUCUUUGGCUGUCUAUUCAAGGUGGAAGUACCAUCUUGGAGACUAUUCAUUAUAGUGACAUUGAUGUUUUGUGGUGUUGUGAUGAUGGGUUUAAAACCAAUAAACUCAGAUAGCUCUCAGACUCAUGGUGAAAUUCAGGAAACCUUUGGUGUGAUACUUGUGGUGAUAAGUUGUGCCCUAGGAGGGUUCAGAUGGGUCUACGUUCAAGUUAUUCUCAACCACAAGAAGAACACCAUUGUCUUGUCACCCAACGAUGGUGAUGAGUUGAUGGCUGCUGACAAACCUGCUACUAAGAAAAACCCGGUCAUCACUCUAUAUCAAUUAGCUUUACCAAUGACUAUACUUCUAUUUUCCACUUCAUUCAUAGUGGAACGUCCGAUUCCUGAUGUACUGCAUUCUGAAUUGAUGACUUGGGAAGGUCAUUCGAAACUCGCGGCUCUAUUACGUGGAUUAGCGCUUCUCACACUCCCUAGCUGCCUUGUUUUCAUAUUAACAAUGUGUGAGUUUGGUAUAUUACAAUUGGCUCCUGUAUUAACUUUAAGUGUCACCGGGAUCAUCAAAGAACUAUUCACCGUUUUCUUAGGCAUGCUGGUAUUCAAUGAAAGGCUAGGAUUUUACAACUGGUUAGGCAUGAUUGUUGUACUAAUCGACGUAUGCUAUUACAACUACUACAGAUACAUGCAAAGAAAAAGACUACAAGAAGUACAACAGGACUACCAACUAGUAGAAACCGAUGAACCCCCAUGUACAUCUACGCAUGAUGGUGAUAUUUGGUCAAAUUUACAAGACAACAUCAGUGGAGACUCGGCGACUGUAUGGGAAUUAGGGUCCUUGAAUUCCAGAAAAUCAAUCGAAUCUAACCUACCAGAGCUAACAUCAGGUACCAUUACCGAACCCACUAAAAACAAAAGUGACGACACCGUAAUGGGUAAUUCCAAAUAA